Komagataella phaffii GS115 is the source of this 570-nucleotide messenger RNA. RefSeq lists its product as hypothetical. The record is from RefSeq and is a predicted model, not a curated record. The transcript has a single exon. The coding region runs from base 1 to 570 and encodes 189 amino acids. NCBI's taxonomy places the organism in Eukaryota, Fungi, Ascomycota, Pichiomycetes, Pichiales, Pichiaceae. Gene Ontology annotation, molecular function: protein binding.
AUGUCCGUCAAUGAAAUUGUGUUUGCCCAAAAGUACUUGGAUCUUAUAAAUAUCACGUCGCCAAAGGUUCUUUCCGACAACUACUCUGUUCCAAUUUCAUCUGUCAAAUCACCUGGAGAUCUUUCGUUUCGCAAACUGAAAGUCAAGGCUGUUCCUCCACCAAGGGGCGAAGUCCAAGUCCAAGUCAAUUUGAGAUCUAUCAAGCCACCAAAGUUCAGUGUUGACUAUUCACUGAGCGGUAAAGCGACGAUAUAUUCGCUCAAACAGAAGUUAGUUGAGGAUGGCCAAGUUGCCGACAAAUCAACUAUCAAGCUGAUGAACAAGAGCAAAAUUGCUGGGGAUGAAGCUUCCUUGGAAGACUUAGCAAAAGACAACAAAGUUUCUUUGGUUGUCAUGGUAUCUAAAGAGACAGCAUUGAACGUCCAGGAGGAUGCAGAACCCCAGUCAGAAUUGCCUUCCAGAGUAAUCACUUCCCAAUCCUGGACCAAGAUCCAUCAGCUCCUGCGCGAUGAUCUGGGUGAGCCAGAGGCCUCGAAGGUGCUCGACAGGUGGAAGACUUCGUCAUCCUAG